Messenger RNA from Prunus persica (peach), 1272 nucleotides. RefSeq lists its product as uncharacterized. Lineage: Eukaryota; Viridiplantae; Streptophyta; Magnoliopsida; Rosales; Rosaceae. The record is from RefSeq and is a predicted model, not a curated record. The transcript is spliced from 6 exons. The coding region runs from base 1 to 1272 and encodes 423 amino acids.
AUGGCUCAAAGGAUCAAAACAAAGCCAAAGCCAAACUAUGAUCGGAAAGCAAAGCACCCGGACUAUGUCCAAUUUCGGUGCAAUGCCUAUGCUUUCAACAGCAUCAUUAGAGACAUAAAGGACAAGCUCAAUGAAAGGCAGAAGAAGUUUCUCAAGAAAACCCCUUUCUGGAACUUGAUCGAGCUGUUUUACUGCCAGAGAAUUGACAUGAAUAACAUGAAUAAGUCGGACAUUGACUUAGCACAGCUGCUCAAGACAUUUGAUCCGGAUACAAAGUCCUUCAAAUUUGGAACCAAAUCGUUCCAAAUCACAAGCAAUGCAGUGACUCAGAUUCUAGGACUGCCAAAUGAAGGCAAAUCUGUCAAACUUGUCAAUGAUAGGUACACUGCUACCUUCAGAACAAGGCACUUUGGAGAAAAGGGAAAACCUUCAAAAAACCAGCACUGCGUGAAUCUAGACACACUUUCAAGCUAUUCGUGGGCAAGAGCUGUUUCAGACUACAUGAAUGAAUCCUUGACCGCAAAAGCAAAAGGAAAAGCAAAGAAGGGAGGAGAAGCCUCUAUAGGAGCUGUUUCGGGUUGCACUAUCCUAAUAUUGUUUCUACUGUGUGAGAGGACAAACAUCAUACAACCAAUCCUUGGCAAGGAGAAAGAAACUCCUGCCAUUCUUAAAUGGAGUCUUGUGGAACUCCACACAAGAUUCAACCAAAUAAAGGACUUGAAUGACAUCGAGGGUAUUUUCAAAACUCCUAAAAAGCGAAAAACUACCAGGGAAGAGGAAGACACUGUUGAGAAGGUAAUUGAAAUCUGUAUACAGUGCAUUGCAGUUUGUGUUUUCUACAUUGCAGUUUGCAUUUUAUCCAAUGCAGUUUCUGAAUCAUUCAAUCUCAUUGUACAGGGUAUUUUGAAAACAUAUAAAAAGAGAAAAACUACCGGAGAAGAGGGAGACCCUCUUGACAAGGAAAAAGAAAAAGAAGAUGAUGAGGGAAAACCUGAUGAUGCAAUUCAAGACCUCUUGGUGAAGUCCAUGACAGACCAAAUCAACUACCGCCAACAACAAGAUCCUAGCUUCGUUUGCCCGGAAAGAUUACAACUGUGGAAGGAUGAAAAGAAUGAAGACAGUGAGAAGAAAAUGAAGGAAUUGUGGGAUAUAUUUAUCCAAGCAGAAAAGAGAUCAAAGGAGCUGGAAGUGGAGUUGGCAACAUACAUAGAGAAAUUAGAUAAUGAAGAAUGUGUGACUGCCACCAUGACAUGGAGUUGGCAACAUACAUAG